Molecule: messenger RNA, 2432 nt
Organism: Sus scrofa (pig)
Lineage: Eukaryota; Metazoa; Chordata; Mammalia; Artiodactyla; Suidae
Product: olfactory receptor 2AG1-like
Biological process (GO): G protein-coupled receptor signaling pathway
Cellular component (GO): membrane
Molecular function (GO): olfactory receptor activity; G protein-coupled receptor activity
Source: RefSeq, a predicted model, not a curated record
GUGCUUCGGUUAUGGGAUGGAAAUCCUGUGAAUGAUCAUUACACAACUACAGAUGUGAUACAUUCAUUUGAGUAAUUAAAAAAAGGGAGAAAAAAAAAACCUGCAGCUCCUGAAAAGAAGGGAUGAGAAAGAGCCUGGAUAGCAUGUACCUAUCAUGUCAGAUCUUCCCUUUAAUCAUCCCCAGUGAUUAAGUUGCUCCUAUUUCUCAGGAGAAGUAGGGGGGAUGAGGAGGCAGAGACAAGUGCAGAAUUAUUGUGCAAAUGGGAGUCCCUUAGCAUUGAAGGGAACAUCCGAAAUGGGAAAGAAAUGUGCUAUUUCAUACGUAGGCAGUACCUAUUUGGUGAGUUAAUUUAUGAAUGAAAGAGUAUAAUAUGAUGUGACACACUGAGCACCUCAUUUCUUCUGAUCAAGGGAAACACUAUAAAGUCAGGGAGUUCCCAGUGGCCACAUCAGAUCCACCUUACCUGAUUUUGUACAAUUUCAGAUACUAAAAAACCACCGAAUGGAGCUCUGGAACUCCUCCCUGGGAAGUGGCUUCAUCUUGGUGGAGAUUCUGAAUGACAGUGGGUCUCCUGAGCUGCUCUGCGCCGCAAUCGCAGUCCUGUACAUGCUGGCCCUGACCAGCAAUGGCCUGCUGCUCCUGGUCAUCACAGUGGAUGCCCGGCUCCACGCGCCCAUGUACCUGCUGCUCGGGCAGCUUUCUCUCAUGGAUGUGAUGCUUGCAUCUGUAGUUACUCCAAAAACACUUGUGGAUUACCUGUGUGGGGAGAAUGCCAUCUCCUUUGGGGGCUGUGCCCUUCAGAUGUUCCUGGUACUGACCCUGGGUGGUGCAGAGGGCCUCCUACUGGCUUUCAUGGCCUAUGACAGGUAUGUGGCCAUUUGCCAUCCUCUGAACUACAUGAUCCUCAUGAGGCCACAGAUCUGUUGGCUCCUGGUGGCCACAUCUUGGAUCCUGGCGUUCCUGAAUUCUGUGAUACACACCUCAUAUACUAUGCAUUUGCCUUUCUGCACAUCCCGGGCUAUCAGGCACCUGCUCUGUGAGGUCCCGCCCUUGCUAAAGCUGGCCUGCGCGGAUACCUCUGGAUAUGAGUUCAUGGUAUAUGUGUCAAGUGCAACUUUUCUCAUGCCUGCCCUCGCUGCUAUCCUUGCCUCCUAUACGUCUGUCCUAGCUGCUGUCCUCCGCAUGUCCUCAGGCGAGGGAAGGCAGAAAGCCCUCGUCACCUGCUCUUCUCAUCUGACGGUGGUGGGGAUGUACUACGGAGCUGCCAUGUUCAUGUACCUCCAGCCCAGUUCCUACCAUAGUCCCCCACAGGACAACAUCCUCUCUGCAUUCUAUAUUAUCGUUACUCCAGUACUGAACCCUCUCACCUACAGUCUUAGAAACAAGGAGAUAAUGGGGGCCUUCAGGAGGGUGCUGGGGAGACUGCCUUUUGUUCAGGGGUGGUAGAAGCCAGUGUCAUACGGAAGCCCUGUAACUUCUAGAUGGGACUCCACAGCUGCUCUUGCUCUCGUCUGGCUUCUUGUACAUGAUGAAAAUUCCGGAAACCCGCCACCUUGGAGCUACAUCCUCAUUUGGCCCUAUUUUGUCUCCAGCGGCUCUAUGCUUUGACAGCGACAGAUGCAUCCAUUUCUCUGAUCAGCAUCUCAGGGUCUGGUUUAAAUUCUUCUGUUCUGACAGAGAUGAUCUUAUUUUUUUACUUCAUAUUUUCUCUUUUCUUCCUCUACAGCAAUCCUAUACCCAAUCACACAGGAAGUUAGCCAGAUUUUUUGAUAGUUCAAUUUAAAGUAGAAAAUAAAAGCUAAAGAGGAAAAUGAAGAUGGAAUAAAGAUUCAAAUGUUGGGCUUUAUAAGUUCUAGUGACCAAAUUCUCAAUUCUUCCGUCCUUAUUAGUAUGCUUUCAUAUUCAUAUAAUACUGGAGGCUUUACAGUGGACAGAUCCUCCCAGGUCCAUACCACAGUUCUAGACUUUGAAAAAAAUUCCUAUCCAAUACAUCCAUUGUGGAUUCUAGCAUCAAACUCCUUAAGCUGCCCAUAUUGCAUUAGGACAGCAAUACGCUAUGUCUCAAGUGUUUUUGUAUUAUUUACAAAUAAACUUCAUUAAAAAAUAUGGACAUUUGUUUUUUUGGCUUUUCAGGGCUGCACCCAUGGCAUAUGGAAGUUCCCAGGCUAGGGUCUGAAUCAGAGUUGAAGCUGCUGGCCUAUACCACAGCCACAGCAACACCAGAACUGAGCCACGUCUGUGACCUACACUGCAGCUCAUGGCAACCAGUGGAUCCUUUUACCUGCUGUGUUACAAAUACAAUCUCAAUAAACUUCAAAGAAUAGCUAUUAUACAAACAGCAUGCAUAUGGCGUUAUCUACAAGAAGUGGGAAUGAAUAGAUUGGCGGGGGCAGGGUUAUGAGCUAGACUCUCCAGCUAGACAUUACUUCAU